Molecule: messenger RNA, 1469 nt
Organism: Cinclus cinclus
Lineage: Eukaryota; Metazoa; Chordata; Aves; Passeriformes; Cinclidae
Gene: DEGS1
Product: delta 4-desaturase, sphingolipid 1
Exons: 3
Coding region: 25-996 (323 amino acids)
Biological process (GO): ceramide biosynthetic process
Cellular component (GO): membrane
Molecular function (GO): sphingolipid delta-4 desaturase activity
Source: RefSeq, a predicted model, not a curated record
GGUAGGGGGUUUCGGGCUGCCGCCAUGGGCAAUACUGUGGCUAGAGAAGAUUUCGAGUGGGUCUACACGGACCAGCCCCAUGCCGACCGCCGCAAGGAGAUCCUGGCUAAACAUCCAGAGAUAAAAGCAUUGAUGAAGCCAGACUACAACCUGAUCUGGGUGGUUGUGCUGAUGGUUCUGGCGCAGUUGACUGCAUUCUAUCUGGUUAAAGACUUGGAUUGGAAAUGGGUGGUCUUCUGGGCUUACGUUUUUGGAAGCUGUAUUAGCCACUCCAUGACUCUGGCUAUUCAUGAGAUCUCCCACAACAGUGCCUUUGGCAACAGCAAAGCUAUGUGGAAUCGAUGGUUUGGAAUAUUUGCCAACCUCCCUCUUGGUCUCCCCUACUCCAUAUCCUUCAAGAGAUACCACAUGGAUCAUCAUCGUUACUUAGGCGGUGACGGCAUCGAUGUGGAUAUUCCUACCAACUUCGAAGGCUGGUUUUUCUGCACCCGGUUUAGGAAGUUCAUAUGGAUUGUUCUUCAGCCUUUUUUCUAUGCCAUUAGACCUCUUUGCAUCAAUCCUAAACCCAUUACUCGACUUGAAAUAAUCAAUUUAUCAGCUCAGCUCGUCUUUGAUGUGGCGAUCUAUUAUUUAUGGGGAGUCAAAUCCAUUUUUUACAUGCUUGCUGGUUCAGUACUUGGUCUUGGGUUGCACCCAAUUUCGGGACACUUCAUAGCUGAACAUUACAUGUUUUUAAAAGGACAUGAGACCUAUUCCUACUAUGGGCCACUUAAUUUGCUCACUUUUAAUGUUGGCUAUCACAAUGAACAUCAUGACUUCCCCAAUAUUCCUGGCAAGAGCCUUCCACUGGUGAAGAAAAUAGCAGCUGAAUACUAUGACAACCUGCCCCAGUAUAACUCUUGGAUAAAAGUACUGUAUGACUUCGUGAUGGAUGACACAAUCAGCCCAUAUUCACGCAUGAAAAGGCAAUUGAAGGGUGAAGUGAAGCAAGAUUAAACUUCUGGCAACCAAAAAACUUUGAAAUGUCUGCUUGCUUUAAAGUGGCUGGUAUAAAGGUUUCCUGCUAAAGCUGUUCACUUGUGUCCUGAAUUAAGAUGUACAGCAACAUAGCAAUGCAUCCUUAAGGAUUCUGUAGCAGACUCCAGUUAUAACAUUCCUCACAGCUCUCAGAUUCAUAGUUUAAUGUGUCUCUGUUUGCCUAAGGAUCAGUGUUAUAUGUAUAAUGCAAAAUCACUUUGUUACAGAAUUUACCUUGGUAGGUGUUAAAUCUAUAUAAAAUAUCUGGCUCAUAACAGUUUAAAAGUUCUCAGUGUAGUGUACUGCCCUCAACAUGCUAUUUAGAUAAUUCCUUUUAAAAAGCUGUACUUACCUGUUAAUGUUAAAUGAAUGUGAUUUGUUAACUUAAACAUUCUGUUGGAAAUUAUUCCAAACUGAUGUUUGGAAGAACUAAAUUUGCACAGAAAUGUUCA